Astyanax mexicanus (Mexican tetra) is the source of this 2940-nucleotide messenger RNA. It is a transcript of the gene ddb2, whose product is annotated as damage-specific DNA binding protein 2. The transcript has 10 exons. Gene Ontology annotation, molecular function: protein binding; damaged DNA binding. NCBI's taxonomy places the organism in Eukaryota, Metazoa, Chordata, Actinopteri, Characiformes, Acestrorhamphidae. Bases 18 to 1532 code for a protein of 504 amino acids. Gene Ontology annotation, biological process: DNA repair; response to UV. The record is from RefSeq and is a predicted model, not a curated record. Gene Ontology annotation, cellular component: nucleus; Cul4-RING E3 ubiquitin ligase complex.
AGUCACUGUGUAUCGACAUGUUUCAGACAGAAAACUGCUGUACAAUGGCGAGAGGGAAGAGGAAAGAGGAGGGCGCGAGAAAACGACAGAAUGCUGAGGUUUCUGAAACGCUUUCCAAAAAGCUGAAAGCAAAGAAAGAUGGACGGGCUGGAUCAAACACAGUGUACAUUCAGGCAAGUGUAAAGUGGACUGGAGGACUGAAGAAAUGCAGCCAGAUAAGCAUACCUCAUUACAUCUACAAGAGCUCCUUAGGACAGAGCAUCCACUCUCAACUACGACAGUGUCUCCAAGAGCCUUUUAUUCGCUCCCUGGAAUCAUUCAGACUGCACCGAACAGCCAGCCCUUUUGAACGGAGGGUCACAUGUCUGGAGUGGCAUCCCAGUCAUCCCAGCACUGUGGCAGUGGGCUCUAAGGGUGGAGACAUCAUGUUGUGGGACUAUGAAAUUUUGAACAAGAAAUCCUUCAUACAAGGGAAAGGAGCUGGUGACUUUAUUGGGGGCAUGAAGUUCUGCCCCACAGACAUAUCCAAAGUCUAUGCUGCCGCUGGUGAUGGCACUGUGACUUUGCAGAGCUUUGAGGGUCUCCCAAGCGAGACACUAUCUCGAACCCCAGACUGCGGCCAUGAUCACCACUCUCUUUGCUACUGGUACUGCUGUCUGGAUGUGUCCGUUAGCCGCCAAAUGCUUGUAACUGGAGACAAUGCAGGAUCCCUUCUUUUGAUUGGUUUGGAUGGAACAAAGAUUUUCAGUGAAAAGCUGCACAAAGCCAAAGUGACGCAUGCAGAAUUCAACCCUCGAUGUGACUGGCUAGUGGCAACAUCGUCUGUAGACAACACUGUCAAGCUGUGGGAUCUCAGGAACAUGAAGGAUAAAAGCAGUUACCUGCAUGAAAUGAAACAUGAGAAACCAGUAAAUGCUGCCUAUUUCAACCCCACGGACUGCACCAAGCUCCUCACCACAGACCAAAUGAAUGAGAUCAGGAUUUAUUCCUCAAGUGAUUGGUCUAAGCCAGCUCAGGUUAUUGUGCAUCCACAUCGCCAGUUCCAGCAUCUGACCCCAAUCAAGGCAACCUGGCAUCCCAUAUAUGACCUCAUUGUGGCUGGCCGUUAUCCUGAUGACCGUGUGUUUGUUGGUGAUGAGAGAACUAUUGAUAUCUUUGAUGCUAACACUGGCAAACUCCUUUAUAAGCUGAAAGACCCCAACACCAAUGGAAUUGUAUCUCUCAAUAAAUUUAACCCAUUGGGGGAUGUGUUGGCAUCUGGAAUGGGCUAUAAUAUUUUGAUAUGGAACCGAGACGAUACUGUGAGCCAGAGUCCGUGUAGGAGACAGAGGGAGGAAGGAUCAGAGCCAGGAGGGAGAGCUGGAAGCUCCAGAGGCCAGCGAGGCAAUCCACAGCGGCCCCGCGGUGACAGACGUGGAACUGCAGACAGUGCCAAGGUGAAGAAAAAACUGGCAUCACUGGAAUCAACUGAGACCAAUUCAAAAACCAGAAGCAAGACUGAAAGUAAAAUGCUGAAAAACAAGAAGUCCUAGUUGACCAAAGCUAAUCUAGGCACAUUUUUACUGUAAAGCAGUUAUACAAACCAGUUCCUGUUUAUAUAGCAAAUUUAUUUUCUUAUAAAAAAGAGCUGAAUUGUUUUUCAAAGUAAAACAGGUUGUUCCAGUUUUUAUUGUAUGUUGUAAACUCAGAACUUAUUAAACAUUUGUACUUUUUCACAUAAAAAUAACAUGCAUCAUUUUGUGCUGUAUACAGGCUCUUUUAUAGGGAGAACAAUACGUCAGAAUCCCAUCAAAUGCAUUUACACCUGGACACUUUAGUUUUUCAAAUGUAACGGAACUCUAACCUUAACUUUCCAAACUAAAGUUCUAAUUUAUGAAUAUGAUUGAAUAAUUCUAACUUAAGCUUGAAAAGUAUGUUCCAUUAUAUUGAGAAUUAUGCCAUGCAUUUACACUUUAUGUUGAAUGGCUUUAUUUUUUCUGUAUGUGGUAUGAAGUGACCAGAUGUAAACAGAGUCAUAUUGACAAGUUCUGUUUAAAAAUAUAUAUGAAAAUACAGCAUCAGAAUAUAUAUCAGAAAGUACAACACUGAUGCCCUGCUCACCAAUACCUUUUAUCUCCUUUACUUUUCCUUUUUUAACAUAAUAGAAAAUGUUAUUUAAAAAAUGUCAUUAUAAAUGGACUAACAGAAAUACUCCAAAAUAACAUUCCAUGAAAGGCUAACAAGGUUUUCCCUGUAGCUUUAAAGUUGGCUUUUUGUGAGCUGGAUUUAAUAGCUACGUAGCUGUAUAAAGGUAACAUUUGCCAGGCGGCCGAGGACAUCUGCCCAAGCCUUCUGCUGAGCCUCCUCCCUCUCAGCCUCCUGCUUCUGAACCUGGUAAGCUGAAUAGACGAUCCCGAAGAUGAGGGUCUCAAAGCGGGGCUGGCUGAAAGACUGAUCUUUACCUUCCAAAGUGACCAGCAGCUCCUCCAUUGCAGGCACAGUUUUGGGUAUGUUAUCAUUUAGGUGGGUCAAGAAAGCUCGACCCUGCCUCAUGGAUGCCAUUUCUUGAUCCCUUAUGCCAACAUUGUUGUCUGCAUCAAUCUUAAGUCCACCCAGCAAGAACUAGGAUGGAGAGAAAGAUUCUGAAACAUUCUAUUUCAUUUUUAUAGUUUUCAUAUAUAGUCACCAAUUAUUUUAGUAUUACAGAGAGCAGAGCACUUAUAGCUGGGGUGGCAUAUUAUUGGAGUUGGUGUACUUUGUUUCUGUACUGAAGUAGGCAAUGAAAUACUUUUACUCUGGGUAAUGUUUUCCAGGUUGAAAAAACUUUCACUUACACAUUGUGUAGUUUAAGUUCUCUUUAAAGUAACAAUUUCUCAUGUUUUGUCAUCAGUCAAAAUCCACAUAUGAAUGUGUUGUUCUUUUUCUCAAAUUAGGGAUUCACUGAAUAUUCUAUUCUAUUCU